AAACCCCUCAAAAUGUCUAAUCCACUUGCCGUUGACGUCCCAACUUUUACCAAAUUGCACAAUGUUGCUCAGUGGCUCUCUCAGCAGCCACCUUCUCCAAGACUGUUUGAUCAGAAAGAAAAUGGCUUCUCGCAGAAUUUUCAACCAUUCUUGAAGACAGUAAACUCAUGCACAAUUCCUGACGAUCUCCACGAAGAAAUGAUGCGAUUGAAAAGAAAAGAAAAUGCAUUCAAAACUGCUCUUUGCAAGACGUUUCAGCUCACACGAGCAUGCUCAUACGGGGAGCAGUGCAAAUUUGCUCACAGUGUCGAGGAGCUGCAGCUGAAACAGAAGAACCGUGGAGUCAACCACCCAAAGUAUAAGACAGUUCUCUGUGACAAUUUCUCUAGAACUGGACACUGCAAAUAUGGGACAAAAUGUCAGUUUAUUCACAGAGCUGUUGAGCCAACUCCAGCUCAAAAUCCACUGAUGCCCCAGUUUUCUUCAUGGUUUGCUCCUUCAUCGGGUCUUUCUCGGGAGUUUCUUGACAAUUUUGGAGCAUCUGCAUCCAGCUCUAGCACUGACUUCUCUUAACUUUAUUCUUUCAUAAUUUGUUUUAUUCCUAAUAACUUUUAAUUAUUGUUAAUUUUCUAUAAUUACCAUUAUGUUUCUAAAUUAAUUUUUAUCUGGAAAUUUCUGGGGUUUUUGUCGAAUCCACAUUUAUUUUUGACACUUUUCAAAUUUUUCUAUUCUGAAUCAUUUUUGAAUAAAAUUUAUAUUU
Messenger RNA from Caenorhabditis elegans, 760 nucleotides. It is a transcript of the gene ccch-2, whose product is annotated as C3H1-type domain-containing protein. Bases 13 to 573 code for a protein of 186 amino acids. NCBI's taxonomy places the organism in Eukaryota, Metazoa, Nematoda, Chromadorea, Rhabditida, Rhabditidae. Gene Ontology annotation, biological process: negative regulation of translation; regulation of gene expression; cell differentiation. The transcript is spliced from 2 exons. The record is from RefSeq and is marked reviewed. Gene Ontology annotation, cellular component: P granule. Gene Ontology annotation, molecular function: metal ion binding; mRNA binding.